Molecule: messenger RNA, 2457 nt
Organism: Actinia tenebrosa (Australian red waratah sea anemone)
Lineage: Eukaryota; Metazoa; Cnidaria; Anthozoa; Actiniaria; Actiniidae
Source: RefSeq, a predicted model, not a curated record
AAAUGGUAGCAAUGGRAAAACACAAGCUUAAAAACGRCUUUAGCUCUUUUAGAUUAUAUUUWAAAACGUUUAUAUUAUAUAUAUUAUGUCUUGGGUUAGUUAAAUGUGAAGAAAAAAYGAAAAUAGAAGCUGAUUUCUUUGACGAAACGGUUAUAAGCCGKAUCGCCUUUGGAAGUUGCAACAACCAGAACAAGAUCCAACCAUUGUGGAAGCAUAUAAUSCAACAAAAUCCUGAUGUAUGGGUAUGGCUUGGAGAUGCUGUGUAUGCAGACACUAAUGUCCUUCCCUUGAUAUGGACACCAGCACCACUAGAACUAGUAGCUGAAAGAUACCAAAAACAGAAGAAAUUGACAAAUUAUCAGUCAUUUAUAAAAAGUGGUGUAAGAGUGUUAGGUGUAUGGGACGAUCAUGACUAUGGUAUGGACCGCGGUGGAAAGAAUCACAAAGAUCGUCUACAAUCCCAAGGAAUUUUUCUAGAUUUUCUUGACGAACCCCUCGAAAGUGUACGGAGGCAUCGUGAAGGAGUAUAUGGUUCUUAUCUGUUUGGACAGGGAAAUAAAAUAGUCAAGAUUAUCCUAUUGGAUACACGUUCCCAUUCCAUCGCAAAGGGUGCUGGCUGUGAUAUCCUGGGAGAGGUGCAGUGGGGCUGGCUGGAGAAACAGUUGAGUGACAAGAAUCCUUCAUCAUUGACUCUGAUUGGUAGCGGUGUUCAAAUACUAUCUGAUCUGCCAGUGAUUGACAAAUGGCAUGCCUGUCCAGAGAGCUAYGAUAGAUUGAUAUGGAUGCUACAGAAGACACCAGGGGUAAUGCUACUGAGUGGUGAUGUUCAUUUUGGUGAAUUUCAAUGUCUUAACGCAACAAGCACAGGGUACCCACUUUAUGAAUUCACCUCUAGUGGAAUGACAUCAGUUUGUGUCUCGUUGAUUUCCAAGCCCAUUUGUAACUGGCUUCUAAAUGAUGUUGCUUCGUCUUCUGUUCGCUUCAAUGACGUCAUAACCGAACUAAAUUAUGGGAUGAUUAGUAUUGACUGGAACACAACCCCUGUUCAAGUGUCUGUAGAGAUACGAGGUGAAAAUGGAGUUCAUCUACAACAUGCCAUUCCUCUAGAUCAUCUGACUAAACAACAUGACUCACCAAAGUGUCCUGUAGCUGGUAGACCUCCACCCUUCUUUACCAAAACUGCCUUCUGGAGUACCGUGUUUUUGGUGGCUUCCUUAGUUAUAUGUAUACUACUUAGGAUUAUCAUUUCAUUCACAAAAUUUUUUGCUCUAAAUAUUAUGUUCCCAAUACUGGAAAUCAGAAUACAAAACAAAUCACAUGUUCAAAUCCAACCAAUCAACGGCAAGGUCAAGACUUUGAAGAAUGAAUAAGACAAAGAUAUAGAGAGGCUGGUACCUAAAGGUAUUCGAGUCACUAUGAGUACGACCGCUGUACCGGUAAACGUAUGCUAAUUUUAAAAGAGGCGGGAAAUUAUGACCAAUGAAAGACCAGUUGUCAGUGACGUAUGGUUCAACGUGAUAUUAACUAGACGCUUGAUUGGUUAUUCAUCGCUGGAUUUCUGAUUUCAGGAAAGAAAUUAAAGAUAAUUUAUUGCAAAUUGAAGAUAUUCAGAAAAAUUGAGUUAAAUAAGCAAUAUAUAUGAAUUAAAAUAAGCAAUAUAUGAAUUAUAAUUACAUUAUUAUUAUCAUUAUUAUUAUCAUUAUUUCCGGCUUAUAAUUAAUAAUAUCUCUUAUUACAAUUAUAUUUAUUCAAAGCACACUUUAUUUUUUUUCACGGGAAAAGUUAGGUUGGGAUUUUUUAAUUAAUGUUGGCGACCAGAAGACCUACUCGACUUGGGCCUAAUGUACGUUUCCCCUUUUCAGACCACAUGUUAUUUUCUUGCAUAUCAUUUCUUUGUUUAACAGAAAAAAAUCAACUCCUAAAUUCCAAUUCGAUCACGGAGUGAGAGCCACAGGUUUGUUAGCCAUUGGCUAUUAAGUGCUACCCUCGUGAAAAAAAAGGACAGUUGAGAAGACACUUGAAUAUGGAUACAACUCAAACGAAGAAUCUUAUUCCCUAGAGAAUGACACGUGGUCUGAAAUGGAAAAACCUGAAAAGGUCUAUAAUAAUUAUGCACAGCACARCCUUACUUUUUAAAGGUAUUUCGGAAAAACCAGUAAUAGGAUUUUUAAAUUAACCAAUGCAAGGCUACGUCAUCAAUUUAUAACGUCAUCAAGAUACGUCAUGACCCUUGACGUCAUCCAAAUAUGACGUCAUUGAACGAGACCGGUUAUGUUCGGAUAUGAAUUACAAUUUUAUUUCUCGUUGGUUCGUUUUCCAAAUUCACUAUUUAUGGGCACGAUUUGGUUUUUUAAUAUAUAAUUAGAUAGUAAUUUAUCAAUAAAUAAACAAAUUAUAUAUGUAGCUAUGGACAUAAGAUUAUUUAGGAAUUUUUAAAAUAAAAACUAAAAAAUCUCA